Salvelinus sp. IW2-2015 is the source of this 1021-nucleotide messenger RNA. Lineage: Eukaryota; Metazoa; Chordata; Actinopteri; Salmoniformes; Salmonidae. The record is from RefSeq and is a predicted model, not a curated record.
AACGCAUUGAAGGAAUUGCAGCUCGACUGCGUUGUAGAAGGUUUCACACAAAGAAUGGAUAAAUAACAAGCUGGGGGAUCGUAAAUACAAAAACGCACAUGAAAUUGACGACAAAAUGAAUGCACCAAAAACAAACGAAAGGUUUGAAUCUACAUUUUUUUUUUUACUUUGGAAGGAGGAGUUUGAAAAAGUUUGAAGACGGGGUCUGAAUGUAGAAAGUUAAGUAGACUAAAGAAGCUGAGAUCGCAUAUUUUGGAUGACCGUUUCCAGAGGAAAGUGGAGGACAGAAACAGAAGGAAAGAUGCUAUGCCUGUGUAAACCGUGAUCAGGCAGGUAUGCAGUUGAACCGACCGAAGAGCGCUUUAGUGACGAGCUUCAGCCCGCCGAUGGCCCCGGAGACCGCAGCCAGUACCGGUUCCUUCUCCAGACAGUUCAAAACUAUGCGCUUCUCCUACCACAUCAGCCGCAGCAUGGCAAGGCCACAACCGCCGCUGCGCAGGAUACGCCCGUCCUCCUCCAGUCCUCGGCUGAUGACUAAGAGCCUAUCCCUGGAGCCUGGUGCUCACGGUGCUUGCCUCGGGGCCCACGACGACGACUCAGACACCCAGACAGAGACCCCUCGCCUAAGCUCAGACCCCGGCCCUCAAACCUCCGGGCCACUGGGUCUGCAACCCCCCGAGACCCUGCUGCACCCCGCUGGACACGGCUGUAACAGAGGAGACAAUGAGAAUGGAACUCCUCAAGAAGUGCCCUCCGCCGCCCUCAAGACACGCCCUCCCUUACCUGGGCCUAAACCACAAGUGCCCCCAAAGCCUCCUCACCUGCAGCAGAGUGCUGGUGCUGCUAGGCCACGCCCCCGCGCCCCAGACAAGCCCCUCCCUCUGCCUCCACCCUGUAGACCUCUACCUGCAGACCCCAGAGGGGGAGGAGCCAGCCAACCCCCAACACUCCCUCGCGUUGAGGGAAGCUCCUCCCCCACCGCAUGCGUGCACUCCCUCAUCGAGAAGUUUGAGAGGUGAGA